Messenger RNA from Ochlerotatus camptorhynchus, 1393 nucleotides. RefSeq names its product syntaxin 8 (gene Syx8). The record is from RefSeq and is a predicted model, not a curated record. The transcript has 3 exons. The coding region runs from base 104 to 817 and encodes 237 amino acids. Gene Ontology annotation, cellular component: membrane; SNARE complex; endomembrane system. Gene Ontology annotation, molecular function: SNAP receptor activity; SNARE binding. Gene Ontology annotation, biological process: vesicle fusion; intracellular protein transport. NCBI's taxonomy places the organism in Eukaryota, Metazoa, Arthropoda, Insecta, Diptera, Culicidae.
GCGAUAAAAAAAAACAUAAGAUUAGUCAUCCUGUGCGCAGUGUAUUUGUUUUUCCAAUAGUGUGGUUUUGCAUCGGAAAAAAUAACCAUCCAGCCAACAAACGAUGGCCCUCAUCAACAUUGACGGCGAUCCAUGGCUCAGCGAUUUGGAUGCCUGCGAGCGGCUGAGCAAUGACAUCCAAUCGCAACUGGUGGCGCGGAACCGCCAAGGUCAACUGUCCCGUGAAUAUUCGUCCAUUUCCGGUCAGGUCAGGGUACGGCUGAAGCAGCUCGGUUCCGAGCUAGAGCAGUUGAGCAACAAGUUGAAGUACAUUUCCGGCACACUCACGUCGGCCGAGGCAGAACGCCGCCAGCGGCAGGUGGAGGCACUACAAUCGAAGCACGUCCAGCUGCAGAAGCAAUUCAGCACGGUGGUGGCGUCAGCCGAGCGGGCCAGUUUGUUUGCUUCCGGAAACAGUCGACUGUUCGACGACGACGAUGACGAUGCGGCAUUGAUCAAGCCGGAAUCAAGUUACACAGUCACAGACUUGCGCUCACAGCAGACUAGAAUCCUGGAGGAUCAGAACGAGGGCCUGGACGCACUUUCCAAGGUUAUUUCCAGGCAGAAGGUUCUAGCUUCGCAAAUUGGCAAUGAAGUUGAUCUACACAAUGAAAUUUUGGACGACUUAGCAGAUACAAUGGAAACGACAGACUCCCGAAUAAAUCGGGAAACUCGUCAAAUCGGUGUCGUCACGGUACAGGAUUCUACUACUCGUGGCUAUUGGCUGGUGAUUGGAGUGCUGGCACUUGUCAUUGUCUUGGUGGCCAUUCUUCUCUAGCUGUUGAUGACCAGUUUUACUUCUAGGCACUUGUCAGAGUUGGAGCACAGACGUAUCUGCUGGUUUCGGAUGAGUACAAUGCAGGAAUGGAUGUGCUUUGUACUGUUAGUUAGAUUCGGAUCGUUUUCAGUGAAUGCAGCGAGAAUACAAAUUAUUUCACUAUCACUUAACCACAGACAAACAGACAUAACUUAUUGAUUAUUUCUCACUGUAAAACAUCGUCGCUAAAACAUUGCCGCCAUCUGUUGCAUAACUGUGGUCGGCAGUACGCUGAACAGAUGGCGGUAGUGUGCAAACGUCAAACGCAAGGGAAUUGACUAUGCGCGCCACAGGUGGCGCUACUACCAACUAACAUACUUUUAAAUUGAUCGUUAAAUGCUUGUUCGAUGAACAACUUGCGAGUGUUAUGUCUGUUUGUCUGUGACUUAACUAUUUGAGCAUAAUCUAUUACCACCUACUUAUCGAUAGUUAUUGUAGUGUUCGAUCUGUUAUAUGUUAGAAUUUUUUAAGAAGCAUAACAUUUUCACGUAUCAAAUAUAUUAGGUAUACCAAAAACUAAUUUACCUUUAUACGCAA